Messenger RNA from Fulmarus glacialis (Northern fulmar), 2103 nucleotides. RefSeq names its product histone-lysine N-methyltransferase 2E-like. Lineage: Eukaryota; Metazoa; Chordata; Aves; Procellariiformes; Procellariidae. The annotation marks the transcript as partial. Gene Ontology annotation, molecular function: protein binding. The record is from RefSeq and is a predicted model, not a curated record. The transcript is spliced from 14 exons.
UGCAGACCAGAAUCUGUAGAAGCUAGCCCUGUGGUAGUUGAAAAAUCGAACAGUUAUCCGCACCAGUUGUAUACCAGCAGCUCGCAUUCACACAGUUACAUUGGUUUGCCCUAUGCAGACCAUAACUAUGGUGCUCGGCCUCCUCCAACGCCUCCAGCUUCUCCUCCUCCAUCAGUGCUUAUAAGCAAGAAUGAAGUAGGCAUAUUUACCACUCCCAACUUUGAUGAAACCUCCAGUGCUACUACCAUCAGUACGUCAGAGGAUGGAAGCUAUGGAACUGAUAUUACCAGAUGCAUUUGUGGCUUUACACAUGAUGAUGGAUAUAUGAUCUGUUGUGACAAAUGCAGUGUCUGGCAGCACAUUGACUGCAUGGGGAUUGACAGGCAGCAUAUUCCUGACAUAUAUCUGUGUGAACGUUGUCAACCAAGGAGCUUAGAUAAAGAAAGGGCAGUGCUGUUGCAACGAAGGAAAAGAGAAAAUAUGUCAGAUGGGGAUACCAGCGCAACAGAGAGUGGUGAUGAGGUUCCUGUGGAACUGUAUACUGCUUUUCAACAUACACCAACGACAAUUACUUUAACUGCUACAAGAGUUACAAAAGUCAAUGAUAAGAAAAGGAAAAAAAGUGGAGAGAAAGAACAGAGCAUAGCAAAAUGUAAAAAAGCAUUUCGAGAAGGAUCCAGGAAAUCUUCACGAGUAAAGGGCUCAGCUCCAGAGAUUGAUCCUACUGACAGUUCGAACUUUGGAUGGGAAACUAAAAUCAAGGCAUGGAUGGAUCGUUAUGAAGAAGCAAAUAAUAACCAGUACAGUGAGGGUGUCCAGAGGGAGGCACAAAAAAUAGCUCUGAGAUUAGGCAAUGGAAAUGACAAAAAAGAAGUCAGCACCAGCAAUCUGAUUUUCAAACCUCCAGUAGAGAGUUACGUGCAAAAAAACAAGAAAAUUUUAAAAGCUGCCAAAGACUUGCCUCCUGAUGCACUUAUUAUUGAAUACAGAGGAAAGUUCAUGCUGAGAGAACAGUUUGAAGCUAAUGGAUAUUUCUUUAAAAGGCCAUACCCAUUUGUUUUGUUUUAUUCCAAAUUCUAUGGGCUAGAAAUGUGUGUUGAUGCAAGGACUUUUGGAAAUGAAGCUCGAUUCAUCAGGCGUUCAUGUACGCCAAAUGCGGAGGUGAGGCAUGUAAUUGAAGAUGGAACAAUUCAUCUUUAUAUUUACUCCAUCCAUAACAUUCCAAAGGGAGCAGAGAUUACUAUAGCAUUUGAUUUUGAUUAUGGAAAUUGUAAAUACAAAGUGGAUUGUGCUUGCCUCAAAGAAAAUCCUGAAUGUCCAGUUCUCAGACGUUCUGAGCCUACAGAAAACAUCAAUACUGGAUAUGAAACCAGAAGGAAAAAGGGAAAGAAAGAGAAAGAUGUUUCAAGAGAAAAGGAGACUCAAAAUCAGAACAUCACAUUGGACUGUGAAGGAGCAGCCGCCAAAAUGAAAAUCGCCGAUAAACAGAGGAAGCUCUCUCCCCUCAGGCUGUCCAUUUCUAAUAAUCAGGAGCCAGAUUUUAUUGAUGAUAUAGAAGAAAAAACUCCCAUUAGCAAUGAAGUAGAAAUGGAAUCAGAGGAACAGAUUGCAGAAAGGAAAAGGAAGAUGACAAGAGAAGAACGGAAAAUGGAAGCUAUCCUGCAAGCUUUUGCCAGACUAGAAAAAAGAGAAAAAAGAAGAGAACAGGCUUUGGAAAGAAUCAGCACAGCAAAAACUGAGGUUAAAUCAGAAUGCAAGGAAGCACAGAUUCUCAAUGACACUGAAUUUAUCCAGGAACCAGCAAAAGAAGAAACUGCCACCAAGCCUACCCCAGCCAAAGUUAAUAGAGCUAAACAGAGAAAAAGCUUCUCACGAAGUAGAACUCAUAUUGGACAGCAACGUAGACGACACAGAACUGUCAGCAUGUGUUCAGAUAUCCAGCCAUCUUCUCCUGAUGUGGAAGUAACUUCACAACAUAAUGAAACUGAGAAUGCUGCACUGGUAGCUGAGCCUGAAACAGAAACUGUUGUUACAGAAAUGGUUACUGAAACGGAAGCUCCAGCACUUAAUAAAUGCCCUACUAAGUAUCCUAAAACAAAGAAG